AUGCCACCGUUUGAGGCCCUUUAUGGGAAGUGUUGUAGGUCACCCGUAUGCUGGGAUGAGGUUGGUGAGCAAAAAUUACUAGGACCUGAGUUAGUACAGACCAUGAACGAGGCAAUACAGAAGAUUAGGGCCCGAAUGUUGACAGUUCAAAGCAGGCAGAAGAGUUAUGCUGACGUUAGGCGUAUGGACCUGGAGUUUGAAGUAGGUGGAAAGGUGUUUCUGAAAGUGGCACCUAUGAAGGGAGUGUUGAGAUUUGACAAAAGGGGUAAGUUGAACCCUCGUUUCAUCGGGCCAUUUGAGAUCUUAGAGCGGGUUGGCCUUGUAGCAUAUCGACUGGCCUUGCCCCCAUCUCUUUCUGCAGUUCACAAUGUUUUUCAUGUUUCCAUGUUGAGGAAGUAUGUAGCAGACUCAUCUCAUGUUGUGGAUUAUGAGCCUUUCCAUUUAAAUGAGAACCUGAGCUACGAAGAAGAGCCCAUUCGAAUCCUGGCCAGGGAAGUGAAAAUUUUGCGCAACAAGAAGAUAGCUUUGGUGAAGGUUCUUUGGCAAAAUCACCAGUUCAAGGAAGCAACGUGGGAGCGCGAGGAUGACAUGAGGAUGCAUUAUCCCGAGCUUUUUCAGGAUUAG
This is a messenger RNA of Benincasa hispida (wax gourd), 624 nucleotides long. NCBI's taxonomy places the organism in Eukaryota, Viridiplantae, Streptophyta, Magnoliopsida, Cucurbitales, Cucurbitaceae. The record is from RefSeq and is a predicted model, not a curated record.